Messenger RNA from Periophthalmus magnuspinnatus, 591 nucleotides. Its product is annotated as c-Myc-binding protein. Bases 109 to 423 code for a protein of 104 amino acids. Gene Ontology annotation, cellular component: nucleus. Gene Ontology annotation, molecular function: transcription coactivator activity. Lineage: Eukaryota; Metazoa; Chordata; Actinopteri; Gobiiformes; Gobiidae. The record is from RefSeq and is a predicted model, not a curated record. Gene Ontology annotation, biological process: regulation of DNA-templated transcription. The transcript has 5 exons.
UCCUGUAGUCCUUCGAAAGACAAACACAAGCCAGCUGCAGAAAGUAGCCUUAAUUGAUGUGUGGAAAAAGUUGUUAGUUGCGCUAAAUUAUUAAGAUAACAAGCAACUAUGGCCCAUUAUAGGACUUCAAACGAGUCCAAAAGGGAACAAUUUAGAAGAUAUCUGGAGAAAUGUGGAGUUCUUGACACUUUGACAAGUGUGUUGGUGGCGCUCUAUGAGGAGGCUGAUAAACCCAGCAAUGCUUUGGAUUUCAUAAAGCUUCACCUGGGAGCUGCUGGUCCAGAGCCUGCUGACACUGAGGCUUUGAGAAUGGAGCUGUCGGAUUUACAACAGAAGUGCAAUAUGCUGAUGGAGGAGAACAAGGAGCUCAGGAACAGGCUGAUGCAGUAUGAGCCAGCGCCUGAUGAGGGAGCAGCUGAAUAGAGGAGAGAGGUGUAAUGGAGGAAAAAGAAAGAAAAAGAUUGUAGUAUUUUUGUAUUGCCUCUUUGUUUAUCAUGUAAUUAUGGAUGUACAGUGAACACAAAACACUGAUUCUUUUGUUAUUUAACAUGAUGCUACACCUACCUUCUCAAAAUAAAUCCUUUUUUUCCC